GUCGAAGGUCAAGAGCACGGCCUCCUUUGUCUUCACCCUCUUCGUGCUGCAACCUGCUGCAACACUCGCGACGUGUACAAUGUGUCGCUGGUGCUCGAGUUCAUCGCCCUCAGAAUCUUCGAGUCACACAUACUCUGCGCCGGCAUGGAAACGCGCCUUUCUGGCCAGAGACCUAGAACACGACAUCAUCAACGAACUUGCGCAGGACGUUUAUUGUGAUAUCUCCGGUUUUCUGGACGCCCUCUUUCCUGUCUCCGGCGAUCUCAUUGAAAAGGUCUUCGCCAAGGCUUCAAAGUCUGGCGGGUGCUACAAACCCUUGCGUAGGCGAUGGUCGGGUUACCCUAUCAAGCCACCUGCAAGCGAAACGGCUCUGUACGCGUCGUUCGUGGCCCUCGUGCAAUCUGUUACUAGCUGCAUUCCUGAGGCUGAUACGCGGACGAACGGUCUCCGAUGGCGGGACCACCACGAUCACAUACCCCUCUCGCGAAACCCCUGCACUCCGGAAGUUAGACCCGACAUCGUCGCGACGAUUGGAGUAGCAGAUGACAAGCCCGUGCCGUGGAGUCGCAUUCUGGUCCCAUUGCAAGUCAAGAAGCAAGAACAAAACAGCCCGGCAUUGUUGCAACUGUUGAAGUGCAUGCGCAUGGUAUUUCACGAGGCGAUGGAUCGCUGCUUCGUGUUCGGCGUCGUCAUUGCAUGUGCGAACAUGUCGGUGUACCUAGCGGACCGGGCCGGCGUCCUCGGGUCUGUGGUAAUCAAUAUUCACGAGGAACCACGAUUGUUUAUCCGCAUCAUAGUCGGCAUAAGCUCGUUGUCUCUCGCUGACCUCGGGUGGGACACCUCGAUGGCAAUCAUCGGCCAGCAGAAGAAAUACACUCGAAGCCAGGUACGACGAUGGAAGCCCAGGCUGUCCUACGAGGUGCCCUGGAGUCGGGAGCAAGAGGACCAAUACUGGGUGAUUGACAUGCCUCAGCCAAAAGACGGCGCCGAUUAUGGUGUCAUGGACGAGCGCAUGACCGAGAAGUUUGUCCUGUACAAGGCGCUCAAUGUCCAGCGUGGCGAGGUAAUCCGCGGGCGCGCAACGCGUGUAUGGAAAGCAUGGCUAUUCGAUGAAUUGACAUUACCGCCGGAAGAGCGUCGGUUGUUCAUUCUGAAGGAUAUGUGGCGGGACGACGAGCGAUGCCCAGAGGGUGAGUUUUAUGAGCACAUUGGAUGCGUACCGGGAGUCGCGACGAUGCGUUCAUACGGAGUCGUGUACGUUGAUGGCAAAGAGGACACGGUCAUGUCGAGAAUUCGGCGCGGCGUGCAGGUUUGUGCCAAACCUCGCUACAUUAAUGCGUCGCAGAAGAACAUCAAACGGGAGAUGAUUCCCUCAUCCAUGCCUGACAGAACUCGAGGAAACACGACUGAUUACGGUGUGCUCAUCGAUUACUUACCUUUCGUGGACGUGCCCGAACGCCCGCCUGGAGGAAAGACCCACUCGAGGUUGAUCAUGGAGUCGUAUGGAUGGCCGAUCAAGUACGCGCUUUCACUCUUGGAGCUGGUGCAAGCCAUGCACGAUGCACUUGCUGGUUAUUGGGCUGCGUACAAGAAGGGCGUUCAGCAUAAAGAUCUCAGCGAGGGUAAUAUCCUCAUCACGGCUCACGGAAAGAAAGGCGAAGGUCAUCGAGGAAUGGUGAUCGACUUCGACUACGCGAAGUUUAUGUCGGAUGCCACGCUUGCUGAGGAUCCGAUCUCGGGCACACUGCCGUUUAUGUCAGGUGAACUCCUGGAGGGAGUACCAUACUACCUGCGUACUCCCGCUGGUCAGUCAUCCGACAGUGACGAGCCCUCAGAUGAUGAAGAAGCCAUACCACCGGCUGACGCUACGCCUGUCCACACGUUUCAUCACGACCUGGAGAGCAUUUUCUGGAUCCUGCUCUGGUACUGCAUUUGGAGAGCCGGGCCUGCACUGCGGCGGCCCCUUAACGAAUGGCAGACUCACGACAGCAUGGCCGGAGAACAAUACAGGAGGUAUUUUGCGACUUCGGAAUUGAAACAGCUCGGAUCCAACAAACGUCUACUCAUCAAGAGCCUGGAAGAUCGCAAACGGUGUUUCGAUGUCGUGUCCCCUUACUGCCGGCCCCUCUUACCUCUUAUCCGUCGCCUCUGGAAGAUUCUUCACAUCGGAUACAAAGCGCGACGCUUCAAUGAGGACGAGGCUUACAACACUUUCUUGCAGGCUUUCCAGGACAUGGAAAUAAGCCUCAGCGACAAACCUGUAGAACUCAGUGAGGACCAAGAGCGUGCCUUCCAAGCGGAGCAGCGCCGUCGCAAAGAGGACCUCAUGAACUGGAAGCGUUCACCAAGAAAACUGGCAAGGCAGGCCGUUGACAAGCCAGUUGCCGCCGACGAGCAAACUCGUCGCGCGAACGAAGCCGGGCCAGCAGCCGUCGACACCGACACUGACGAACGCGAAGAGUCCCCGACCCCUCUGCUUCGCCCAUCUGCGACGCCGAGCCGCGCCCAACGGAAGCUCGUUCAUGGUAUUAUGGCACCUGGGCCAUCUACCAGAGCAUUGCUAGAACCGCCGCGGACUGGCGGAAUGUCCACGGGAUUGAAGGCGCAGCCUCCCCUGCCACCUGGGAUGAGCCAGACCAGUGCUCCCAUGCAAACGAGAUCCAAGAAACGCGGCCGUGAGCGGAUAGACGACGUUUGCGUUGGGGUUGGAGCGAGCGAGCAGGGCUGUAGCGCGAAGAGAGCUAAGCGAGGUAACGAUGGUCGUGGUCGUGGGGGUGGCCGUCGUGGAGGUCGAUCGAAACAGGGCAGAAAGGAGAAGGGCAGGGCGCGUUCACCGAGCGAGGGGUAACUGAGUCGGGUGUGAUGCUGUGUGAUGGAACACGCACACUGUACGUUAUUGGAUUUUCGUGUCUGGCUUCCUACCGCCCGAGCGGCCUGCACUGACCAUCACUGGCUAGGUAGUCCUGCGUGCCAAUGACGAUGAACGGCUGCGUUCUACAUAUACGUUGAAGCUUCGUGUUGUGUAUACAUACGUACACGUAAUCCCAUGCCAUUGGAAUGC
This is a messenger RNA of Rhodofomes roseus, 3061 nucleotides long. RefSeq lists its product as uncharacterized. The transcript is spliced from 6 exons. The record is from RefSeq and is a predicted model, not a curated record. Lineage: Eukaryota; Fungi; Basidiomycota; Agaricomycetes; Polyporales; Fomitopsidaceae. Bases 80 to 2848 code for a protein of 922 amino acids.